AUGAAAUCAUUAUUUGAGACACAAGUCGAAUUAGACCUACUGAUUCACACGACACAAACUCUAACACCAAAACAUUCGAUUCAAGCACCAGCGGCAGACUCUCAAUACGCAUUUGGAUUUGUGUACACAAAUUUAUGGAACGAAAGACUUCAAGAGAUCGUCGAGGGCACUGUGACUGGUGGAAUCAUCAACAUGUUCCUGAAUCGAUACACAAAGUCAAAGUGGAACAUGAAGUCGAAUGAGUUGGGGAUAGAAGGAACUUUAUUAGACUUAGGACAUUUAACUUUUGCAUUUCAAAUUUGCUUUAUUGCAUCAUAUGCAGCAUUAAUAGUUUUUGUUUGUGAAUUAAUUGUUCACAGGUCAAUGAUUAAAAUUAAGAGGAAGAUGCUUGAAUAUCAAUCUGAAGUAAAAGCAUGUCGAGAUUUUUUUAGAGGAAUGUUCAGUCAAAUCUGCAGAAUAAUUCCAUUAAGUUGGAGAACGUUUUUUGACUUAAGAUUGAGUAAGUUUCGCACAUUCUUCAGUGAUGUUCCUGAAAAUUCAAUUAAAAAGAGGCAGACUAAUGAUGAACAAAAUAGGAUUGAAAUUUUAGGUGAAGUUAUUGACGAUUUGGAUUCAGAUUAA
This is a messenger RNA of Chironomus riparius, 621 nucleotides long. The record is from the annotation of a GenBank genome assembly. Lineage: Eukaryota; Metazoa; Arthropoda; Insecta; Diptera; Chironomidae.